Messenger RNA from Vitis vinifera (wine grape), 2668 nucleotides. Its product is annotated as protein DYAD. The record is from RefSeq and is a predicted model, not a curated record. The transcript is spliced from 10 exons. Gene Ontology annotation, biological process: reciprocal meiotic recombination; meiotic sister chromatid cohesion; meiotic cell cycle. Bases 178 to 2451 code for a protein of 757 amino acids. NCBI's taxonomy places the organism in Eukaryota, Viridiplantae, Streptophyta, Magnoliopsida, Vitales, Vitaceae.
CAAGUCCCCAUGUGAGAAUACUCUCCUAAUGUGCCCACUCCAUCAGCAAGACGUGAAACACAGAAGAUCAAAUUUGAUAUCACUCACUACUCCAUCGCCCUCUACUGAAGCCUACCACUCUUUGCUCACUGGCCCAGGCCUAAAACCAAGGUUUCGAGAUCUUGAUCAAGGACGAUAAUGACAUUACGGUCUACGGAAACCACUGAAAUGAUGGAGAUAGAAAGGCAGCAGAAAAGCUUGGAGGUGGUGGAGGCACAACAAAGCCCAUCUUUAGCUAGACAUGUACUACGCAGCAGCACAUCCAAUGAGGAAAUGGAGGAAGUGGGUUCUUUCUACGAAAUCGAUCACUCGAGGCUGCCUCCUGAUUCACCGUCUCAACUCUAUCCUUGUCGCGUUGUCAUGGUGAGUGAGAAGACUGAACAUAACGUGUCAGUGAGGUUUCCAAGCAGGCUGUCGAUCCGCGAACACUUCAGGGACAAAGCCAGUGGGGAAGUGAACGGAAAAAUGUACCCUGCGCUGGAUGAGAGGUGGGAAAUGGGGUUGAAUAUCGCGGGCCAAGUGCUUCCCCGGCAGAUCCCAACUGAAGAAUUUUCUGAGCAAAGAAAUUUACCCAGCUUCUGGUCAGUGCAGCAACUAGAAACUGAGAAAAUCUCCAUCCCAGCAAGUGAUGGUGAGUUGGGAGAUUUGACAUCUAAGAAGGGUAAGUGCUGGUCUGAACUAAAAUGUGAAGGGCUAGUGAAGUGGGGUAUGCGCCGGAAAGUUAGGUUCAUCAGCCGAUAUUUUGAGGACAACUCGGAACAUCUGACAAGUGAAGUUAAGGAAGAAGAGAAAGGAGAUGAGGAAGAGACGGAAGAAGCUGCUAAAUUUGACAUGCCAGAGACGAGGGGGAGCCGGAAGAGAAAGCGGCAUACUUUCAAUCGUACUCAAAAAGCUAAACGUGAAAAGCAACAGCGAAGCAGUGGUUACACUGGAAGAAUACUAAAGAACUCCAAGGAUAGAUGGUCUGCGGAAAGGUAUAAAGUCGCGGAAGAGAAUAUGUUAAAGAUACUAAAAGCUAAAGGUGCGGUGUUUGGCAACCCAAUUCUACGACCAGAAUUAAGACAAGAAGCUCGCAAAAAGAUUGGUGACACGGGUUUAUUAGACCACCUGUUGAAACAUAUGGCAGGGAAGGUGGCUCCAGGUGGUGCUGAGAGAUUCCGACGGCGUCACAAUGCGGAUGGGGCAAUGGAGUAUUGGUUAGAAAAUGCCGACUUAGUUAGUAUCAGACGUGAGGCUGGGGUGCAAGAUCCCUACUGGACCCCACCACUAGGGUGGAAGCCUGGUGAUAGCCCUACUCAAGACCCCGUCUGUGCUAAGGAGUUAAAGCGGCUCAAACAAGAGAUGGCCCAAAUGAAGAGAGUUAUGGAUGAGUUGGUAUCAAAGAAGCGACAUGAAGAAGGAUGGGUAACGGCAGGCAAAGAUUCUUCUAUUAUGCAUGAUGAGAACUUGGUCGUCCGUCAUGGAGAUUCAUUGCACUCAUUAAAGAAGAUGUAUCAAGACUUGGUGAAGAUGAAAGCUAAAAUCGAUGAACAACUAUCCAAAAUUUCAUGUUCUUUGAAGGGAAUGGAGGAAGAGAUGGGAGAGCUAACUUCCACUGUGGAAGAACCAGAGAAGAAGUCAGAAUCACAAGGAAUGGCGAUGGGGUCGGCAGUAUCAGUAGCAGGGAGUGGUGAAAAAGCGGAGGGAGAAAGGAUGAAAAGAAAAGGAGAAAAAGAAAAAGGAGUGGCGGACCCAAGAGCAGGCGAUGAAGAAGGAAAAAACGUGGGAGGUGGCAAGUCAGAAGAAAAAGCAGCAAAAAUACAGAGACUGAAGAGCGGUUUCAGGUUAUGCAAGCCACAGGGAACAUUCCUGUGGCCAAGCAGCAUGGCUGUGUCCCCUCAGGUUGUGGUCCAGGUGGAAGACCUCCUGGCGCUCCCCACUCCUCCGUCUGUCUCUUCCUCCACCUCACCACCACUACCACUACCACCACCUCCGCCGCUGCCGCUAUCACAACCCAUCUCCCCUGUCAAACCCUUGGCUGAGAAGCGCCACGUCAACGCCACACCUCAUCACACUACCACCCUCAUCAACCUCAACGAACCCCCUUCAGUUACUGCUUCCACUAACAAUGGAUCUGGCGGGACCUCUGCUUCCGCGUCUGGCUUCUAUCAACCAAAUCACACUCCCACCAUCACUGAUGUUUUGCCACGUGGUAAAAUUGGGAAGGAUGUGGUGAAUCCAUGGGAGGAUUUGGCAGGACCUGAAUCGAAGAAUUUCACAGGAUACUCUCACCAGUGGCAGCAGCGAAGGGGAUACUCCAACUCCAACACCUCCACCUCCACCUCCACCUCCAACACAUGCUUGGCCAUGGGAAUGGGGACCUGGCUGGCUUUGUCUAGUCCCAACUCAAUGGAUAACUCACACCGGAAUUAGCUCAUUACCACUUUUGUAAGUGGUCUUUUGAUUUCACACCCAUUACUAGUAGAGACUUAUUACAGUAAAUAUAAACUGGAUGUAUGAAUGAGAAACCAUACUUGCCCCGACUUGUAAACAAGGCACCACCUUACAAAUCUGUAACUUGGAUUUGGAAAUAUGUAUACUGAACAGGAGAGAAUACCAUGAAACUAUAUGGCCACUUUUACUUGAUAUA